AUGAUCAAUACCAUCAACAUAGUCUCUCUCAGUUAACUUCUGAAUAAUAUCCAUUUGUCAUAAUCUCACAUUGAUGAAGCAGCCCGCUUCUACAUUAGACAUAGCAAUGAUCAAAACUCUUAAUAAUCUCUUUGCGAAGAGUGGUGCAACCAUUUUCACUUUGCUAAAGGAAAUGUAGACGGAGAUAAAGUUAUCGUAUCCCUACUCUAUAUGGCUCAAAGAGUUGUGGAAUCCGUCAUCAGAUUCCAAGGAUCAUACACUUCAAUGAGUGAUGCAUUAAAAAAAUAAAUGAUCAAAGCCUUUGGUUUACUCUAAGAUUACUAUUGGACCCAAGAAUUAAAAUCGUAAGUCAAGGACUUAAUAAAAUAAUGGGAUGAAAAACAAUUAUUCACAAAACCAGAAGUCUAAAGCAUGCUUGAAACUAUCGAACCAUCCAAAACACACAAAGAGAAAUUCAAAAAUCAGUUUGCCCCAUCUCUGUUCCUUGUCAAUUUUGCUAAAAACUAUAAGGAAUUAUAAAUUCGAUUGUAAUAAACUAAUGAAUACCAAUAAAGACUUGAUGAACUUAUUAAUUGUGGAGCUUAAGACAAAAUGAAUUUGUAUGAUUCUUUACUAGAUCAAUAUUCCAAAUCAGUUGAAAAUGUUCUAAAAUAUAGAAAACUAGUAAUCAAGGAUAUUCUAGAUAAAUUAAAAGACUUAGAUAAAACCCAUUCAAAAAGUCUAAUUGAUAUGAAAUAUCUUGUGUUAAGAAUCUAGGAUUUGAAGACUAGAAAGGAGAAGAGAAUUCAAAAUGAAUACUAUAGUGAAUGAAUCAAAGAAUUUAAUAAUUUAACUACAA
This is a messenger RNA of Paramecium tetraurelia, 838 nucleotides long. RefSeq lists its product as uncharacterized. Lineage: Eukaryota; Ciliophora; Oligohymenophorea; Peniculida; Parameciidae. The transcript is spliced from 3 exons. The record is from RefSeq and is a predicted model, not a curated record.